GCACACCGAAACCCCAGACGUACUGAAACGCACUUGCUCGGAGGGUUAUAGCAGUAUUCGCACUUGUCCUACAGCAUUUGGGAUGUGUUACUGCCACCAGCAACACCGGCAAGAGGGUCCGUAUUGUAUUCUGUGGAAAAUAUACGACCAGAUUCGAACAAGAUUCAUGAACAAUCGGGCUGUUGGUAACAAUCCAUAUAAGCCAACCAAACUAGAACAUCUAGCAAACUGUGUGACGCAUGGGUUAUGGAUAAUUCCCAGUGUGAUAGGUGGUCUGCUUAUGCUACAACAAGCUAUAAAUUUUACACAGAUGUAUAGUGUACUUGUUUAUAGUUCAGCCCUUACAUUACUUUUCACGGUCUCAACAACUUUCCACACCUUGGCAUGGACUGGUAAAGCAAAGAAUCUGUUUUUCUUCUUCCAUGUUGGUGACAGAGCCAUUAUCUAUUUAUUUAUUGCAGCUUCUUACACACCAUGGUUACAUCUCAAAGAUAUGGGUUUCCUGGGCAUUCACAUGCGAUGGUUAAUAUGGUUAUUUGCCGGUCUUGGCAUCAUCUACAAUUACACAUUCUAUGAGAAAUACAAAAAACUUGAGACUGUGUUAUAUCUACUAAUGGGUACAUGUCCUGCUCUUUCACUGCUUACCAUGACUUCAUCACAUGAAGGGCUUCAUGAAGUAGCCACUGGUGGUAUGAUCUACAUCGUGGGAGUGAUAUUCUUCAAAAGUGAUGGUCGUAUACCGUUCGCUCAUGCUAUCUGGCAUCUGUUUGUUGUAGCAGGUGCAUUCUUUCACUUUUAUGCCAUCGCAGCGUACUUGAUAGGAGAAGACAAAGAAUAAAUGGUUAAUCUUCACUUGCUCAUUUUCAGUCACUGACAAGACCUUGUGAGAUCUCACCAGACUUGGUGAGAUCUCGCGUGACCUGACAAGAUCUCACAUAAGGCAUGGUUUUACAUGAUCUUUGCAUCUGACUGGAAAUGACAUUUUGAGGCGAACUUGUUCAGUGUUUGUUGGGGGGGGGGGGGGGGGUCAUAUACUCUCUUUUUUUUAAAUAGCACUAGCACAAAUGUUUACACAUGUAAUGGAAAUUCCAUGGUCAACAUUAUAUGAAAUAAAUUAUCUUUAUAAAACAUUCUUUCCCUUGAAUGCCAUAAUUUUUCUCAUACAAAUUUUGAUGGAGCAUUUUGCAUAUUUCUUUUGGUUAUUUCUUUCAUAAUUUGUAACCACUGAUCAAAUUUUCUUUUGGGUACGGGUCUCAAUCAAAAUUUUACAAAAAAAAAGGUGCAAAUGGUAAUUUACAGGUUUAUAUUUUGAAAGAUGCUAAUGGUUGGCAUUCAAGAGGGAAACAAUGUUUGUAAUACUGCCAGAAUAUAACAGGGUACUCAUUCAUGUCAUUAGUAGUAGUAGUAGACAAACAAUUAUACUCAGAAACAUUAACAUUUAUCGUUCUGGUUUCAUACAUUUUCUGUUUCCCUAAAUUAUUGCUAUUUCCUAAUCAUGCUGCCAGUGUUGGCAUCAAACUAAUUCAAUGAACAAGUCUCUUAAACAAGUGAACCAAUAUACCAAUAAUAAGAAAGAUUUUUUUCAAAGCAUUGUGUUUAGUUAUAAAUUCAUCUAAAAAUUCAAAUUAUAAAGUCUUAUUGAAAAUUCACUUGCAACUAUAUUUUUUUCUUAUCUUAUUUAAUAUUUAUUUUUAUAUGCAUAGUGAGACUAUGUUACAUAAGGCAAAAGCAGUCUAUGAGGGAAUACCUAGUUUACAGAUAACAGACAACUAGUUACCUGAAUAACUGAUUGUUUACCAAUCAUUGUUGUCUGGCCCAUC
Messenger RNA from Saccoglossus kowalevskii, 1820 nucleotides. Its product is annotated as monocyte to macrophage differentiation factor-like. The record is from RefSeq and is a predicted model, not a curated record. NCBI's taxonomy places the organism in Eukaryota, Metazoa, Hemichordata, Enteropneusta, Harrimaniidae. Gene Ontology annotation, cellular component: membrane. Gene Ontology annotation, molecular function: pore-forming activity.